Cooperia oncophora is the source of this 624-nucleotide messenger RNA. The record is from the annotation of a GenBank genome assembly. NCBI's taxonomy places the organism in Eukaryota, Metazoa, Nematoda, Chromadorea, Rhabditida, Trichostrongylidae.
AUGAUUCCCAUUGAACCAUUGCCGAAGUUGCUGGAGGACAGCAAUUACUUGCGGCGGUCUGCAAGAUCAAAACAAACUGGAAAGGGUCGUAAAAGCAGCAGUCCUUCUGAGGAAGAUGAAAGCAAAAGUGAGGAUUCUUCUUCGGAUUCUGAGGAUUACAAGCGAAAAAGCCGUAAGGUGAUUUCUCAGAAGAAGUCGAAAAAAGUUUCAAAGACCCGUUCUCGCGGACCAAAAUCAUCUCGAUCACAAGUGGAUUACACAGAAAAGGGAACCGAUGAAGACGUGGGUGGAAUUCAGCUUUUGUUGAUGAGCAGUUCUAUCCAAUUCACGGAGUUUUUCCGGAUUUAUAUUCAGAUCGAUGACAAUGAUGUUCUCGAAUGGGAAGAUGACAAGAAGUCACCGUCUUCGGUUGCAGCCAACGCUGAAACUAUUGAGCGUGUUAUCAAAUCACGAAUGGGAUCUGUAGGCGCUACUGGUUCGGCAACUACAUGCUAUAAUGUAGCAGAGAAGGGAGACCCUAACGACCCUUCGUCUAGUUCACUAGAGCAACAAUUUCUUAUCAAGUAUGUGACUCAUUAUCUUCUGUUUUUACUCCCUUCAAAUGAAUUUCGUCUGUUUGACUGA